Messenger RNA from Plasmodium vivax (malaria parasite P. vivax), 2589 nucleotides. RefSeq lists its product as hypothetical. The record is from RefSeq and is a predicted model, not a curated record. Bases 1 to 2589 code for a protein of 862 amino acids. Lineage: Eukaryota; Apicomplexa; Aconoidasida; Haemosporida; Plasmodiidae. The transcript has a single exon.
AUGAUCACGAAAAUCCUGAACGGGUGGCGCAUCUCGUUCUUCUUCAACCUGACGACCUUCAUCGUGCAGCAGCUGGGGCUGUACUACAUCCUCUUCGAGUACAACAAGCUGAUCCUCCUCCUGUGCACCUUCGACAUAUACAUUUUCAUCCACUUCUGCUUCAACAACUCGCAAUCGUUUGCGGCCGUCAAGGGGGGCAACUGCUGGAUCCUCUACGUGUACUCCAUCUCCUUCAAAGUCAUUUUUAUGUACUUUUUUGCCUUCAACGAAAAUGCAUACUCAGAAGAAACAAACACAGAUUAUUACAACAAGUGCGUUAUCUUUGCGCUCCUCAGUUUUAGCACGCUCAUCUAUACGGCCCUGUCUGUGAAAUCGUACAAGCAGCUGUACCCAGACGAAAUGACCAUAACGAACGAGAAGAUUUUCCACAACAAUUUAAUUCUGCACGUCGUGAUAGACCUGUUUGACAUUUUCGAGUUGCUGUUCACCCUGGUGAAGCUCUCAUACAUUGUUAAAAAUACCAACUUUUGGAUUAAAAUAAUUGGGGGAGUCUUAAUUUCGUUUUCUCUCUACUUGAAUGCUUACUCCUUUCCGAUUAUCUCCCUGGUGACAGAAAAGAACAGAAAAAAUUUGGACCUGGGGGAUAUAUACUUCUGCAAAAAGCACGCUGCUGUGAUUGGCAUCAUCCUGGUGGACAUCCCCUUUAUGAUUUUGCGCUUUUACUUCCUGGCCUCCUACGUCUCGAGUGUACAUUUCCAGCCCCUUCUAAUUAAGAACGUGUGCUUUAUCCCGAUCAAGUGCCUAACUAUUAAGCACUGCAACUUGAUUUUCGAGAGGCUGCGUCGAAAUAUAGACCACACGGAGAAUGGCGGUCGAGUGGGACAGCCCCUGGCGAUUGCCAAGCAAACCAAUGGUAAUAACAACACGAGCAAGUCGGAUGAUGGCACCCUCCUUGUGUAUGGCUCCCCAGGUGGGAAUAAGCCCAACGUGGCCAAUCGCCCCUCGGGGGGGGUUCUCAAGAAGCGAUCCAUCGUGUCGUUGAGCGCCACGGGGUGCAACAACUCGUUGGAUAUCAAAUCGGUGCAGUCGAUGAGGAAUGAGGCGGACGUAUUGGCAGGUGAGACUGCCGCUCCUAGGAGGAAGAAAGUCACAACUACCGCUGAUACCAAGCAGGAUGGCGAACAAAUCAGCGGGAGCGCCAAUGCCCCAAUCUCCCCCAGCCUCUGCGAAUACUUCGAGCACCUGGUGGAAAACCAAGUGGCCACCUUCCGAAAGUUAAAUGUAAAGAAAAACAAAAUCGGGAAGAAAUUCACGAUGAAUAAACUGAUGUACACAAAUGUAUCGAACAACGAAAGGUAUCACUGCUACCUGGAUGACAGCCUGAAGGUCUCCUACCUGAACCAGAUUCGCCUGAUCAUCCCUUAUGUAACUUAUUGCCUGGGGAAAAUAGCCAUGUCUAUAGUGAUUUACUUCUUUUACGCAAAGAUAGAAAUCCACGACUUGAAGAUAAUCCUCACUCAGUCAGGCAUGUACUUCAAACUGUUCGAACAUAAUCACAUCAUGUUUGUCGUUUCCUUUUUAAUAAUCCUCGGCAACUCAAUCAUAUCAUUUUUAUGUUCCGUGUUUCUCUCCAGCUUAGUGGAGGUCCUCUUUUUUACUCUUUUCAUCUUCGUCAAGUGCACCUCCGAUUUUCUCUUCCUCCUCCUUCUCGUCUACAACAACAUUUUUGAGAUCUUCCUGAGGAACCUGAACAAGUCAGAAAAAUAUGCGCCAUAUUUUUAUCUCCUCUUCGCGGUGAUUCCCUCCUUCAAGAUCAUAAGGAACAUUUACGUUUUUCUGUGCUCCUUAUCUGGCCGGCAAUUCAUCGGGUACAUCAUUCGCCCCUUCAUGAACGAGACCAGCAAGAGUAAGCUGCCCCCUUUUCUGGGCAUCAACGGGGUGGGCGGAGAGGCAGUAAGCGGAUUAACUGGCAGCUUAGGCGGGGAAGGAGCCAACGGAGUGGCGUCUGCUCCCGCUAUGCGAGCUCUGCAGACGGACGAACUGAACCUGUUCAAUAGCCAAGAAUCCACCCACAAAAAUAGCUUCAAGGGAGACUACAAGGGGUUCAUUUCCAUUGCUUCCCUCCUAAUCUACAUCAACACAAAACACAUGCACGGACUCUCCUCCCUCUCGAUACUAAUGAUAGGAAAUAACUUCAUCAAAAAUUUGAGGCUGAAUUAUAAUUUAAAGAACAACCACCUGUUGCUCAUCCUUUUGACUCUCCUGCCCCGCUUCCUUCUGCUGCUCUUCAUCUGCUUGCACCACAAGUCAAAAUUUCUGACAGAUGAGUGUGUGCGUAUGUUUUACUGUGGAGUUACUUUCACUUUUAUUUUGGAUUUGAUUUUCAAGGCGGGCUACCUCAUUGUCUCUCACAACAUCCGGGUGUGCGCGGCCUACAAUUUGCACCUCAAAUCUAUGUACGAAGACGUUUACUACAGCGCCAGGGCCAGGGGCGACGCGCAGAAGAACCACCUCAGGGACCUGCACAGCAAGUACCAGAUGAACCACUUCUACGUGCGCACGGUGCCGCUCUUUUCGGAGCUCGUCUAG